Molecule: messenger RNA, 363 nt
Organism: Vicia villosa (hairy vetch)
Lineage: Eukaryota; Viridiplantae; Streptophyta; Magnoliopsida; Fabales; Fabaceae
Product: disease resistance protein Roq1-like
Exons: 1
Coding region: 1-363 (120 amino acids)
Biological process (GO): signal transduction
Source: RefSeq, a predicted model, not a curated record
AUGGCACAACCUUCAUUGUCUGUCUCUUCUAGCUUCACCUAUGAUGUUUUUCUCAGUUUUAGAGGCAUAGACACCCGCAACAAUUUCACUGGUAAUCUCUACAAUUCUCUUGAUCAAAAUUGUAUUCAUACUUUCAUUGAUGAAGAAGAAAUUCAAAAAGGAGUACAAAUCAUACCAGCUCUUCUUCAAGCUAUUCAACAAUCUAGGAUUUUCAUUGUCAUUUUCUCAAAAAACUAUGCAUCCUCAACUUUUUGUUUGAAUGAACUUGUAAUGAUUCUUGACUGUUCCAACACUGGACAUUUGUUUUUGCCUGUAUUUUAUAAUGUUGGAAUUGAAAGGGCACUGAUACAAUUGAAGUCAUAA